Messenger RNA from Amoebophrya sp. A25, 1850 nucleotides. The record is from the annotation of a GenBank genome assembly. NCBI's taxonomy places the organism in Eukaryota, Dinophyceae, Syndiniales, Amoebophryaceae.
CAACAAGCUAGAAGAGCGGGCAGAAGUCGCCAGGGAAGUCUUAGGUAGAUCCUCGAAGAGAUUCUUUCGCGUCAUCAAGUAGAAGUGAGAGGCUUCGUCUCGUGAUCUGCACUACGACAAAAUGUCGGACCUCAGUUCGAAGAACAAACAAAGCGUCGCUAAGAAACCAAAGACUACGAAUGCAACAGAGACGAGCUCGCCCCAGGGAAGCAAAAGCCCUACAGUUAAGAAUAGAAGGACUCCUACUUGUUCUAAAUAUGUUGAUGAAGUAAUAGCAUCUGGACAACAUCCUCAACAUCCUCACUCUCAUCCAUGAGCACACCUUUCUCCUGAUACGACUCAAAUUGUAUAGAAGUACUAAGUGGAAUAUGUAGUCAUCUUAAGAGUAAAAUACAGAUACGCAUGGCCAAUUCUAAUGCCAGGAAAGUAGAAAACCUCCACCAUGGACAGCAGGAGCCUGAUAACCAGGCUCAUUAAGGCUACAACAAUAUUAUUGUAUCCUCCCAAGCGAGCAAGCAUCUUGAUUGCUCUAGUGCUUCCUUUUUUCAUGAGAAAAGGAACAGAUCUUGAUCCCGUAGCUUCGCAAGGGAAAACCGAAACGGGCAUCAGUCAAGAUGCUUCUUCUACAGAGAGAUGGAUCAUCAUUGAUGGCAAUUCUUCUAAGUAGUUGAGCAGGAACAGGACAUCGGCCUAAAAUGGACGCCCACUCGUCAGAUGUUGUCUCUCUUGGGGACAGUUUUUAUUAUUUGGGACCCGUUUUACCUUCUGGUUUUCUUUCUCUUAAGGCCUUCCUGCUUCUCUAGAAGAACUCCAUCGAUCUUGUCAUGAAGCUACUGGGGCUACAUCAAAUGCAUCUAGCUCUCAUCUACAACAAGGUCGUGUACAACUGUUAAAAAUUGUGGCACGCGGCCUGCUCAUGAUACAGCACUUCUUAUUACUUUCUAAACGGUAGAUCACUAUCACUAACAGAUAAUAGAACACAGUAAUACAACGGCCAGCAAUGCAUAGCUACUGACUUUUUCAUAACAAGGAAGAUGGAUUUUUCCGGGAAAUUCUAACUCUGUUUGGCUUGGUCCCGGCACAAAGCGGUGGAAUGUUAUGCGGAGGAUGUGUUAUUAUUAACUAGAUCAUUUCAACUACUGCACUGGCUGGCCUCAUGAGUAGACAAAAAUAGGUACGCAAGAGGUGCCACGGCAUAACAGAGAGUACCUAGUCACUUCUUCAGCGCUGCACAGUAGGCACGGUUCACUCUUUUUCAUCCCUCGAAGUAGAAAACCUUAGUUUAUUUCCCUUCAUGAUGAUGAAGAUGAUGAUGAAUAGUGGUUGUAUGCACACUACUUGAUUGAUUGAUGACACACUACUUACUAGAACUAUAGUGCUAACUAGGUAAUAUUAGUCUCUUCUUAGAUGAAGGUAUAUGAUGAAGACAUGAACAUCUUCAGUACCGUAAUAGAAUCAUCAUGAUUAGCGUCAACAUUUUUCAGAUUUUGUUGAAUCGUUCUAAAAAUGCUUUUCUGGUGGGUCUUGGAACGACUUGCCCUUUUCUGGUCCAGCUUUGUGCAGCUGCGGGUCGCGGGUUGUUUUUGCCAGAAUUUAAGGCACCGAACAACAGUCAACUUAGUAAUUUGUUAACUAAUGAGUUCCGAAUAACAGUCAACUUAGUUUUUUGUGGCCGAAUGUGCGCUCUUCAAGGUCGUGCUCUGUCACUAUCUCUAAAAAAAAGUUGUUGUUGCUCACCAUGUUGCGUGGUAUCGCGGAGGCCCUAUGGCGAGAAUUUGGCACUCCUAAAAGUGGCAGCGGGAAUCUUGGUCUUCACAACGAUUAAGAAGGACAGGUGUUGGUAUUCAUAA